Molecule: messenger RNA, 6096 nt
Organism: Seriola dumerili (greater amberjack)
Lineage: Eukaryota; Metazoa; Chordata; Actinopteri; Carangiformes; Carangidae
Gene: alk
Product: ALK receptor tyrosine kinase
Exons: 29
Coding region: 1-5337 (1778 amino acids)
Biological process (GO): multicellular organism development; regulation of cell population proliferation; regulation of neuron differentiation
Cellular component (GO): membrane; signaling receptor complex
Molecular function (GO): ATP binding; protein binding; transmembrane receptor protein tyrosine kinase activity
Source: RefSeq, a predicted model, not a curated record
AUGAACACCGGGAUAUUGUUUUUGCUUGUUUGUUCUGCGGCAUUUUUCGCUGGGCUGCAGUGCGCCUCGCCAAGGACCACAGCGGGGAUGGAUCCCCCCGCCGCCGGCUCCAGCAACAUCAGCAGCAGCAGCAGCGGCAGCAGCACCGGUGGCAACAGCGGGGAAAGCGCAGGCAAAAGAGACUUGAACCAAACCAUAAACUCCAGGCUGAAGAGGAAAACCCUCGCUGUGGAUUUUGCGGUCCCCUCUCUGUUGCGCUAUUACCUGGCGGAGUUCAUAAAGAGACCCCUGAACGGCGACUGCCAGACUUUUAGCGGAUGUUACACGGUGCGCGCAAACUUGAAAAUGCAUUGCAUACCUUUGCAGAAAACCAUAUCUACUUUUGUGGACCCCAAGUCCUCUACGGACUCAGAGCUGAGGAACGUGUCCUCUGAGGGACAGCUCCCCUUCUUCUACAAGCGGCCGCUGUCCAAAGUUCUAAAAUUGGGUUUGACGAAAGCGAGCAGGAAAUCAAACCAAGUAGUGGUGGAAAUAGGAGAGGAUAUAGUCAGGACGGGAUGCGGGGGGCUGUCUGUGUACGAGGAGGCCCCGGUGUUCACCCUGGAAAUGGACCUCACAACUAUUCUGGAGUGGUGGCUCGGCGCAGAGGGAGGCCGGCUCAGGGUGCGACUCAUGCCCGAGAAAAAGGCGCAGGUGCCCGGGAUCGAGGAUCGGUACACCGCGGCCAUACGCGCUGCAGACCCCCGCCUCUUCAUCCAGAUAUCCUCCCGGGGUGAGCCACUGGCUGGUAGGACUGCUGCUGGCAUUCCUAGAGGGUACUGGAGCUUCUCCUGGGUCGCUGAAGAUGACCUGAGCUUUCCCAGCAACUCCAUGCCAAUGUCAGAUCACAGAUGCCCCAGCAAUAGCAGAACAUGUGAGCAGCACCAGGAGGGUAUCCCAGAGUUCACAUGGAGCAUAGUGGCUGCCGGGGACCUGCGGGAGAAAAAUGAAAAGACAGGAAGUCCCCAGGGUUGGGAGGAAGGUAAGAACGAAGGUCAGUUCCUCUGGGUGAACAAUUCAGCCUUUGGGGGGCCCUGGGUGCUCAGUCCUUGGCUGUGGGGGGGGAAAGGUCCCUGUAGCCUGGACAUGGCCAUGUUCCUCCACCCCAGGCAAAGUGGGCAGUACACCAUAUGGCUCAUAGAGCGCGACAAACCGCCACUAGCCCUCUUCUCUACCGACACCCUCCCAAGCAUCACAGGCUGGGCAGUGGUCCACCUCACUCUGGGCACUCACGGAGGAUCGCCUUUUCGGGUCUCAGCCAGCUACGAUCAGCGGGUCCCACAGGAUGACACAGCCACCAUCGAGCCCCACUUCACCACCAACUGCACUAUGGCAUCCUCACCUGGUCCUAACAUCACACUGGAGGGUCAGUACAACUGUCACCAGGGACCUGGGAUCCCACUGGACAAACUGUGUGACUUCAGUACAGACUGUCCGCUCGGCGAUGACGAAGGCGACCUCUGUCGACGCUUUCUCAAUGGGAGCUACUGCUCUUUUGAAGAAGGCGAGUGCAGUUGGCAAUCAAUAAUGGGUCGCGGUCUCUCCUGGAGAAGAGUCCAGUCUCCCGCCAAGGCUACCAGACAGAGCUGCCCAUCCUCAGGUGCUACAUUCAGUGUGGAGGGAGGCCAGUUCAAAGGUCAGCGUGGCUCAGCAUUACUGAGGAGCCCUCUCUUCCCCCCUCCUCUCAGAAACUCCCCAUGCACGGUGCGGUUCUGGCUAUGUUCUGGAGGCUUACAGAAGGGGUCGCUGUCUCUGUGGAUAGUGGAGAACAGUACAGGCCCUGAGGAGCAGCGCAGACUGUGGCAUUCAGCCAGUGAACCCAAAUCUGAGAGGGGUUGGAAGCUCAUCAUACUUCCCCUUUACGCGCUGUCAGACUGGUUCUGGCUGCAGUUUAGCACAGAGGAUGGGCCUGGACCCGGUUCAGCCAUCUCUCUUGACAACAUCUCUUUCAGUAUGGACUGCUUCCUGGCAUCCAACGGCGAAUUCCCACCAGUGGUCACAAACACAACCAGGCUGCCGUUUAGACCGACUAUCAAGACUACAGCCACAUCCAUCGGAAGCCCUUUGAUGAACUUCCCCACCGCAGACUACUCCAAAAAAUGGAUUUUUCAUACCUGUGGGGCAGUGGGCCCUGAAGGCCCGACUCCCACUCAGUGCCUCAACUCCUACAGGAACAGCAACGUCAACGUGACAGUAGGCACCCGAGGCCCCUUCAAAGGCAUUCAAAUGUGGCGCGUCCUGGAAACUGGCACCUACAGGAUCACAGCCUACGGUGCCGCUGGCGGUCGUAGUGUAUUGGCCAUGAGCAGGUCACAUGGCGUCUACAUCACCGGAGACUUCCUGCUGAGGAGAGGAGAUCUGCUUUACAUCCUGGUGGGACAGCAAGGAGAAGACGCAUGCCCCAAUUCCAACGCUGUACUGAAUAAGAUCUGCCUGGAACAGAGUAGCCCAAUGGUGAACAAAACCCAAGUGAAAGGGGGCGGAGGAGGAGGUGGCGGUGCUACAUAUGUAUUCAAGGUGGAGAAAGGAGUGUACAUGCCCCUCAUCAUUGCUGCUGGGGGAGGAGGCCGAGGCUACAGCAGCCAAUCAGAAACCCAGCUGGAGCAGAUGGACUAUGACCCCAGCCAACCUGGACACAAUGGGAAGUCAAACGCAGCAGGUGGAGGUGGAGGUUGGAACGAUAGUGGUCCUGUCAGUCAGGGCGGCAGACCACUGGUGCUGGGGGGCCAGGGUGGGCAGGCCUGUCAAAAGUUCUGGCAAACCCGUGGCGGCUUCGGGGGCGGCGGGGGUGGCUGUAUGUCUGGAGGUGGCGGCGGAGGCUACAGAGGGGGUAACACCUCCGUAGAUAACAACCCCAAACAUGAUGGUGAUGAUGGCACCUCUUUCCUGGGUCCAGAGGGAGAGCCCUUCCUCUAUCCUCUGAAAGCUAUGGAGGGGGACGGUGAGGUGAUCAUCAGUCCGGUGCAGAACUGCAGCCACUGUGAGAGCGGUGAAUGCCACGAGACCAAGGACAGUAUCGUCUGCUUCUGUGAUGAUUACCUCAUCCUGGCACCAGAUGGAGUGUCCUGCAUCAACGCUACAGAGGUGUUCCUGCUGCCUCCCCAGCCGUCUCUCUCCCACCUGGCGCUGGGUCUGUCUGUUGGCACCUCGGCCCUCAUCGCUGCCCUGCUGCUGGCUGUGUCCGGAGUCAUGAUAAUGUAUAGGCGUAAACACACAGAGCUGCAGUCUAUACAGCUGGAGCUGCAGAGUCCAGACUGCAAGCUUAGUAAGCUGCGGGCCUCCACCAUCAUGACUGACUACAACCCCAACUACUGCUUCGCCGGCAAGACGGCAUCAGUCAAUGACCUGAAGGAAGUGCCGCGACGCAACAUCUCCCUCACCAGGGGUCUGGGUCACGGUGCUUUUGGUGAAGUGUAUGAAGGGCUAGCUGUGGGGAUACCAGGUGAACCAAGUCCACUGCAAGUGGCAGUUAAGACCCUUCCUGAGGUUUGCUCAGAGCAAGAUGAACUGGACUUCCUCAUGGAGGCUCUAAUCAUCAGUAAGUUCAGCCACCAGAACAUUGUGCGUUGUAUAGGAGUGAGUCUGCAGGCCAUGCCCAGGUUCAUCCUGCUGGAGCUGAUGACAGGAGGAGACCUCAAGACUUUCCUGAGGGAGACCAGACCCCGACUGGAGCACCCAUCCAGCCUGACCAUGGUGGACCUUCUCAACGUGGCCAGAGACAUCGCUAAGGGCUGCCAGUAUCUGGAGGAGAACCAAUUUAUACACCGGGACAUUGCAGCUCGGAAUUGCCUACUGACCUGCAAAGGAACGGGCCGCGUGGCCAAGAUUGGAGAUUUUGGGAUGGCUCGAGACAUUUACAGGGCAAGUUAUUACAGGAAGGGUGGUCGUGCCAUGCUGCCAGUGAAGUGGAUGCCACCUGAAGCCUUCAUGGAGGGCAUCUUCACAUCUAAAACAGACACAUGGUCAUUUGGGGUUCUGCUGUGGGAGAUCUUCUCAUUGGGCUACAUGCCAUAUCCAAGUCGCAGCAACCAAGAGGUGUUGGAGUUUGUAACCAACGGGGGAAGAAUGGACCCACCUAAAAACUGCCCUGGGCCAGUGUACCGUAUCAUGACUCAGAGUUGGCAGCACCAGCCUGAAGACAGACCUAACUUCUCAAGUAUCCUGGAGAGAAUUGACUACUGCCUACAGGACCCUGAUGUGGUGACCAUGCCCCUGCCUAUAGAGUAUGGACCUGUCCCUGAGGAGGAGGAACGUGUACCCGUGCGCCCUGAUGAUCCCUCUGCUCCAACCGUGUUGGUAAACGCCCAGGUGCCUGACGGGGAGGCUCCACAGCCGCCACCCUCCUAUCCCACAGAGGAGAACCAGAGAGGUGGGGAACACACUGUCAUCACUAGCACAGCGUCAGAGGCCAAAGCACAGACGUCAGCCAGCCAGCCAUACCUCCACCAGCACCAGCAGCCUCACACACAGACCUCCAUCACCAUGACAACCACUAACACAGUCACCUCCACAGCCACGUCUACACUCACUGCCAAGGGACCUCAUGUCAUAACCCAGCCCAGCCCUGAAGGGGGCCACAUCAACCUGGCGUUCACUCAGGGCCACGCACCAGAGAAGGAGGGCCACAACGGGAAGAGCACCAGUCUCUGGAACCCCACGUAUGGCUCAUGGUUCCUGCAGCAGCAGCAGAGGAAGCAGCAGCAGCAGCAGCAGCAGCAGCAGCGGCAGGGAGGGGUGGGGGGAGCAGGAGGCAGCAGUGGCAGGGUGCCAGGUGAGGGACAGGAGCAUGUGGGCCGGACGGUGGCUGAGGUGGCAGGGGCGCUGGGUCUCCAGCACCAGCACAAGCAGUUCCAGCAUCAGCUCCAGCAGCAACACCAACUCCAGCUGCUGCACCAUCAGCAGCAACAGCAGGGUCUGUGUAGACCUCUGUUACCCCCACCACCGCCCCCUGCUGCCCAAUCACCUCUGCUUUUAGAUUCAGCCGCUUUGCCCCCAGUUCCCCUCUACAGACUGAGAAGAUUCCCCUGUGGGAACAUCGGCUAUGGCUACCAGGAGCAGGGUCUACAGCUGGAGACUACCCACGGCAACCCCAACCCCCCUCCUCCACCUCCUCCCUCUCAACAGGGCACCUCCAUGCCCCCUUCAGCAGCUCACCAGAGGGGGACCUCUAUUCCCACAUCUGUGUCCCUGGGUCGGUCGGGUAUGUCCGAGGACAGCCGUCCACUGCUUGUCACCAUGGGGACAGUGCAGGACCCCCGGCUGCCCAGGAUGGAGGGCCACAACGCCACUGUGCUUUAGCCCAAAUGUCUAUACUGCUGGUCUUUUUUUCCAGGUCCUGUCUUUGGAGAGUGUAAGUCCAGGACCCACAGCAGGAAACACUGUGUCAGGACAGAGAUUGUUUUACACCACCCCUACCGCCCCACCCUUUUGGUUUCUUCCUCCAGUUCAGACAGAACCCAUCUUGCUGACAGAGCUGGAUGAGUCCAUCAGGCUUUUCUUACGAGAACCUUGGAGGGUUGGCAAAGCACAUCAGACAAAUAAAAACCUUUGGGAGGCAAAAUGUAGAGUAAAUGAUAGUUUUAAGAGUUUAAAAAUGUAUUUUUUCAAUGCUGGAGGGAUCAUGACUGAGUGGGAAUACUGAGAAUCAAAUGAAGAGUUUAUGACAACAGAAGACGAGCGGUACUGACCAGGAGUGACGAGUGUUCAUCAACAGCUGAGGGUGUCUCUUGUCUAGAGAAUGGACUAUCAGGAGGAUUCAAAUCUCUAUAUUUUGCCAGACUUAAAACUUUGCGUCACAAACUUUAGUGACCAGUUUAACUUUAGCAACUGUGACAUUGUCUACAGCUGCCAGCCACAUGUGUCAGUUCUACUGCAGAACCCUCACACUGUUCCCUCUCCACAUCCUUUUGGAAAACAACAGCGUGGUAAAUAACUUGUAUCAGACUAUUUUUCAAGAAUAUCACUGAAUUGGACACUGGAUUACCAGAGACGUUUCUACUAAAAAAAAUACUGGGAAAAAUGUGUUUGUUGAUGUUUGCUUGCCUGCUUGUUUAUUUA